GAACUGCUUCGCGCGCAUAAUUUUUAUUUACACUCUGAACUUCAUUCCUCGUAUCAGAUUCCUGUAAAAAUAGAUAAUGUCCUCGCCCAAACCACAAAAUUCCAACUCCGACGAGCCUGAAUCUAAAAAGUUGAAAAUUAAUAGUCUAGAAUCGCUCGGUCCAUACAUCAGCACUAAAGACAACGCUAAAAACUUUACCUAUAUAUCAGACAUUCCCCAAAUCUGCAAGGACGAACCAUGUGUACUUGGUGUUGACGAAGCCGGACGAGGUCCCGUGCUGGGGCCUAUGGUUUACGGUAUCGCAUUUAACCCAAAAAGUCAAGCGGAUGUCUUGAAACAAUUGGGAUGUGCCGAUUCGAAGCAACUGACAGAGGAGAAAAGGGACCUGAUAUUUGAUGAUAUAAACCAGAAGGAUUAUGCCGUCCAAAGUAUUGGUUGGGCGGUUGAAGUAAUUUCACCGAAUGAGAUUUCCAUGAGCAUGUUGCGUCGGACAAAGCGCUCGCUAAACGAAGUUUCGAUGGAUUCGGCGAUUGGACUGAUCAAUAUGGCUAUCGAAGCCGAGGUUAAUAUAUCCGAAGUAUAUGUCGACACCGUGGGACCUCCGGAAAAGUAUCAGGCAAAGUUACAGGAACUUUUCCCGAGGUUCAAAAUUACCGUGGCUAAGAAAGCCGAUAGUACCUAUCCAAUUGUUUCAGCUGCCAGUAUAUGCGCCAAGGUUAGCAGAGACCAUGCGCUAAAGGUUUGGAAAUUUCGCGAAGGGAUGCCUUCUGAUAUUGCCUACGGUAGUGGAUAUCCAGGCGACCCUGUGACGAAAAAAUUUCUAUCUGAUAUCGAUCUCGUCUUCGGAUUUCCGAGAUUUGUCCGGUUCAGCUGGUCGACAGCCGGCAAGGCCCUGGAAAAGAAGGCGUACGAUGUAGAGCUAGACGAUGAAGAUGAGGAGCAAGGGCCGCAGAAAGCUUCAUACGGCAGUGCAAAACUUUCUAAAUAUUUUUCCGCGGAUCGCAAUGAGCAACGCAAGCGCCACGAAUAUUUCAGAGAAAGGUGUUUGAAACACGUUGCCGAGAUAUAGAAUGUUGCUAUGUUGUGUCAUACUGGAGCAGACCUAUCUGUAUUUAUUAAUAUUGUAUUAGGUUUUUUUAAUAAACAUUUGAAAAAAGUAUUUCUCUUGAAA
Topomyia yanbarensis is the source of this 1171-nucleotide messenger RNA. Its product is annotated as ribonuclease H2 subunit A. Gene Ontology annotation, molecular function: RNA-DNA hybrid ribonuclease activity; RNA binding. The transcript has 2 exons. Lineage: Eukaryota; Metazoa; Arthropoda; Insecta; Diptera; Culicidae. The coding region runs from base 77 to 1069 and encodes 330 amino acids. Gene Ontology annotation, cellular component: ribonuclease H2 complex. Gene Ontology annotation, biological process: mismatch repair; DNA replication, removal of RNA primer. The record is from RefSeq and is a predicted model, not a curated record.